Molecule: messenger RNA, 1880 nt
Organism: Westerdykella ornata
Lineage: Eukaryota; Fungi; Ascomycota; Dothideomycetes; Pleosporales; Sporormiaceae
Exons: 2
Coding region: 463-1698 (411 amino acids)
Source: RefSeq, a predicted model, not a curated record
GCUUGGUGAGAGGGAGUUGCCCCUCUUUUUAGGGUGUUUGGAUUCCUCCUUCCCUUAAUCUACUUGCCUUGCAUCUACUUCUCAGUUGAGGACCAAAAGCACUUACGAUUGUUAGGAAGAGAUUUGCGAUCUUUACAGGUGAGUGCGUGUAUUUCUUCUAGAUAUACUGACGUAUCUCUUCGGGGCUAUGAGGAGCUCCACCUUCGGCAUUGUUGGCUUGUCGUCGAGCUGGAUUGAGCUUGGUUCUGGGCUGUCAAAAAUACUGCCCAGGUGUUUGUUUAAGCUGUUGGCUUCAUAUUCGAUUUUCUUAUUUCCUUGAAUUCUCUCCCCUGACUUACUUUAUCAUGAUGCCAUAUUGAUAGCUACUCACCACCCGACUUCUCUAAACGCUUUAUACAGACACGUCAUCAAACUAAUAUCCCACACCUCCUAGUCGAACGGAGCAAAUCAAUUCUAUACAUCAUGUCAUAUAACCAAGGGUACGGAGACAGCGAUCGCCGUGGUGAGGGUGGCUACGGCGGAGGCAGCUACGGCAGAGACGAGCGCCGUGACGAUUCCUACGGGAGAGACGAGCGCCGUGGUGAGUCCUAUGGCAGGGAUGACCGUCGUGACGACCGCCGCGACGAGCGCCACGAGCGCCACGAGGACCGCCGGGAUGAUAGGGAAGGAUACCAAGGUCAAGGUAGCACCUAUUCAGGAGGUGGAAGGGACGACAGACGCGAUUACGACCGCGACGAGCGUCCUGGUGGGGGGUAUGGAGGCGGUGGUUACGAGGAGCCCCACAGAGGUGGCUACGAGGGACGUGAUGAGCGUCGGGAGGAGCGUCGUGAUGACCGUCCCAGCGGCUACGGACAAGGCGGGUACCAGUCCGGCGGGCACGACGAGCGUCCAGGGGGUUAUGGAGGCCGUGAUGAUCGUCCCAGCGGCCAGUAUGAAUCUCAUGGCCUUUCAGGCGGGUAUGGUGAACGUCGAGAAGACCGCCGUGAGGACCGCAGUGAGGACCGUCGUGACGACUCCCGCUACGACAACUCCACCUACGGCGGUGGCGGUUCAACCGGCGGGAAUUACUACGACCAGUCUCAGCGAUUCGACGAUAAGCCUGGUCAAGGCCGUCACUCUGGCGGAGGAGGUCAGUACUCAUCUACAGGUACUUCGUAUGGCGGUGGGGCCGGGUACGGCUCGUCCGAUGACUUCUCCGGCGCAAGCCAGUAUGCCAGCAACGAAGCGGGCAAUUCCGGAGACUCGAAUCUGUUCAGCAUGGCGCUUGGGCUGCUAUCCGGCAAGAAGGAUAAGCUGAAAGACGAGGAUGUCGAUGAGGACGACGCCGUCCAGCAGCAUCGGAAGUUCUAUGGCAGUGGAGGUGGGAGCCAGGAACAGGCGAGCUCGAAUAAUGUGGGUGCGGCGGCCGCCAUGCAGGCGCUGAAGAUGUUUACGAGUUCGAAAGAGGAUAAGGGGAAGGGUGGGCAGAAUGAGUUUAUUGGGAUUGCCAUGGCGCAGGCGGCGAAGCUGUUUGAUCAGCAGAGUGCGGAGGGAAAGACCAAACCCGAGGCGACAAAGCAAGAUGCCAUUGCCCAGGCGGCUCAGAUGGCACUGAAGCUGUAUUUGAAGUCCGAGAUGGGCGGUGGCAGUGGUGGUUCUUCUGGCGGAAGCGGUGCUUCUGGUCUGCUCAAUCUGGCCAGCAAGUUCUUGUCCAAGUAAAUCGAGAGACGAGAGAUCCCAUGUUUCCGAACAGGAAACGAUCUGAGGCUACAACAGGCAUGAGUGUAUGAAGUAAGGGGAAAGUAGCAAAGCGGGAUCAACACAUGUCUCAUGAAACAGAUACGAGGACCAUAAACUGCAUGUUACAAUGAUGUCUGGAAACCUCUGAGGUUCAAUGAGCG